AGAAACGGAGACGACCUGGCCACGCGAGAAGGGGAGUCGGAAAGAACAUGGCAAUAUUCAAAACGGCGCAGCUAUUUCAAACUGAUAGCAACACGAGUCUGACAUCGAUUUGGGCAUGGAUCGCUCACACCUUUGCCAGUACCCCGUUGAGUGAGGUUGCACCGAGGCUGUGGACAAAAUGAGGGUCAUCUACAUCCAGAACGCCGGCUUCGUCGCUGCUUUCUCAGGAAGCAAUGACGGUUAAGGAUUUUUGCUUCGGUUUUGUGAUUUUUAGCGAUAGAUUGCAGGCUGCGCACCGCCCACUGUAACAAAGAAAUACGGGGAGGCCAUGGUCGAAUACGGCAAACGAAAGAGAAAACUGGCUAGUUUAUGCUGAAAUUAUUAGUCUAACGUGUUCUCAUAUUCUGUAACGUUUCUGUAUGUGCCAAACUACAGCCUACCAGAGCGCAAAUAACAUUAGGCUAGAAAACGAGAAACUGGACGCAGCAGCGUCCUUACUCGCAGCAUCUCGUUAGAAUCUGAUUUUAUAAUAAAUAGCUACAUUUAAAUAUGGCUUGUAACAUAUACGUUGUAUGCCAGUUUAUACGCAUAAUGGCCACAUUCAUUUUUUACCAUUAGUCAACAUUGUUCGUUUUUAGCCUUUUUUAGCCUAGUGAAUAGAAUUUUUAGAUAGCAUACCGUAGCCGGCUAUAGGUAGAUUGCAUUGACAGCUGAUUUAAAAAAAUGAGUAAAGCAAGAGAUCACUUGAUAGCGUGUCAUUAUUGACAAUCAUAAAGUUUAUAUGUUAACAUAAGUAAACGUUUCAGUGUAAUUUAUUUAUUAAUUAAUAUACUAUAAUAGGCCUAUUAGUACUAUAACAUAUUAUCAAUAUUUAAAAACUAGGUCGUUACAAACAUUUAACCAAGUGGGAGAAUUGUAACUGAUAUCCUCCCCUAAACAUGGAUAUUGCAUGUGCAUCGCCUCAAAGGCAAACCCAUUCAGAGGCUGAAGGUGUUCAGUCCUCAGCGGGGAAGCCUAGAGGUGAUCAGCCGAUCUCCCCUUCAUCGCCCACCGUCUCCUCAGUCGCGGAGGGCAUAGGUGAAGGCAAACGUAGUUCCGGCGUAAAGAAGCAUCACCACAAACACAAUCUGAAACAUCGCUACGAGCUACUGGAGACACUGGGAAGAGGGACGUAUGGCAAAGUCAAGAAGGCCAUCGAGAGACACUCUGGUAGAGAGGUUGCUAUUAAGUCGAUCAGGAAGGAAAAGAUCAAGGAUGAGCAGGAUAUGGUGCACAUCCGUCGAGAGAUAGAGAUCAUGUCCUCCCUCCGCCACCCCCACAUCAUUUCUAUAUAUGAAGUAUUUGAGAAUAAGGAUAAGAUUGUGAUCGUGAUGGAAUACGCCAGUAAGGGGGAGCUGUAUGACUACAUCAGCGAGCGUCGGCGUCUGACGGAGAGAGAGACACGACACUUCUUCAGACAGAUUGUCUCUGCUGUGCACUACUGCCACAAAAAUGGUGUGGUGCACAGAGAUCUGAAACUGGAAAAUGUGCUACUGGACGAGAACUGUAAUAUAAAGAUAGCUGAUUUUGGGCUGUCCAACCUGUACCAUAAAGACAAGCUCCUCCAGACUUUCUGUGGCAGUCCACUUUAUGCAUCUCCAGAGAUCGUUAAUGGAAGACCUUAUCGUGGUCCUGAGGUGGACAGCUGGGCCUUGGGAGUGCUGCUCUACACGCUGGUCUAUGGUACCAUGCCCUUCGACGGGGGAGACCACAAGAACCUCAUCCGCCAAAUCAGCAACGGCGAAUACAGAGAACCCACCCAGUCAUCAGAUGCCCGCGGCCUGAUUCGCUGGAUGCUGAUGGUGAACCCUGAACGACGGGCCACAGUGGAGGACAUCGCCAACCACUGGUGGGUGAACUGGGGCUGGAAGAGCAGUGUGUGUGACUGCGAGAGCCAACGAGAUGCUGGCUCCCCCAUGCUGGCUCGCCUCCUUGACUGGCAGAGUCGGACGGAACCGCGGGCGGGCAAAGGUGCCCGGCCAGAGCCCCUCCUGCUUAUUCGCCAGCGGCCCAAGAAGAGCAAGAAAGAGAAUGAUGGGGGCAUGCCACACUGUAAUGGUGAUGACAGCCUGGGCUUGAAGAGGCCGAAAGGGAUCCUGAAGACACGGCCAUCGGAAGAGCAGUAUUCACCAAGUCUGGAGGACAUUGAGCUGCUGCCUGCGAUGGGGGAAGCGGAGAGCCCAUCGGCAGCGGUGGCCACCCAAAAAGAAGGGGAGCCCACACUCUCAGGGGGCUCCCUGGCUAAGAUGGUGCCUGUUCUGCCUAAGAAGGGCAUCCUGAAGAAUAACCAGCAACGGGAAUCAGGGUACUACUCCUCCCCCGAGCGCAGUGAGUCCUCCGACCUGCUAGGUGGCAGCGUUGCACCCCUUGUCGCUGGCUCCCCACCAAAACGUGCCAUGGGCAGAAAGGGCAUCCUGAAGCGCAAUGGCAAGUACUCCACCUACAGUGCGAUGCCGUCUAUGGGGGUCCUGGGGGAGCCACCUCCCGGCGACUCGGGUCUGUCCCGCAGCCAAAGCCGUCCAUCCAGCAUUGUGGGUGAAGACAGCAGUGUUCUGGCAAACAGCUCCUUCAGUGGGGUGGACUGGCCGCCUGUCACCGCCCGGCCCAACAUCCGAGGCUGCGUGUCUGCUGAGAACCUGCUCCAGCUGGCUAACUUCAAAGGGCUCCGGGCUGCUCCACCCCUGCACGGGGGCAAGUUUGGGCGCGGGGUAAAGGGCUCGCCUGGGGACAACAGCAGUUUCUCUCUGCUGGGAGACCUGGAUGACAUGACUCAGGUGUACCAGCAAGCCCUGGACAUCAGCAGCAACCUGUCAUAGACAGAGAGAGGGGGGGCAGGCAGACAGAGAGAGGAAAAAGAGUGAGAGGGGAGUAUGCAUGGAUGUGUUGGAUUUGUGCAUCUCUGACGACCAGUGUGAUGCUGGGAUAAUCUGAAAGGGAGGCCGAAGUGAUUGGGGGUUAUACACUACCAAACACACUCACACCACACCACUGCUAAUGAUUGUUAGUGUUGUGGCUUGUGUUCACUCUGGUAUUCCGCCUGCCUUCAUCACUCAUAAAGACCAGUGCUGAGUUCAGAUGUUUACAUAUUAAAAAGGCGAAUCACACACAGACAUCAGGCAGUGGAAGGCUCCCAAACAAAGCAAAGAGCCAAGAUGAGUUUACAAAAGCACCUUAAAACUCACAUUGAGCACAUGUUGUGAUCUUUCCUUCCUGUAAAAAGAGAAAACCAGGGUCUUGCUCCAAAAGAACUGUCAGUGUCAUUUAUUUAUUAAUAUUUUGCAUAGAGUUAGUGAUACAGAACUGGUGUGGUCUGGCUGUACUGGAAGAGUAGAAAACUCAAUCUCUCCUUUAAAUCAAAUGGAACUGACAUAUAUAAUUAUUAUGCUGUUUGAUUAGUUAUUAGCAAUCAUUACAACUGCAUACACAAGACAUGAGGCCUCUUAUUUAUCAUGACAAAUUCUUGCAGGUCUUAUAUCUAGAAUCAUAUGUAUGGGAAUAUAUAUGAAGUGCCUUGUAAUUCAUAUGAAAUUAUGUAUGUCUUUUCCUUAAAGUGGAGAGAACUACCAUGUGGAGCCAUCACCAGAUGUGCUAUUCUGUUUUGUACUGAAUGUUGAAAGACCCAGGACCUCAGAGUGCAAAGCCUUUUCUAUAGGCAUAUGUGCCAGCUGCCUCAUCACCUGUUUGGUCUUUCUAAAGUUUCCCUCAGCCACUGAUGUUUGUUGAUAUAUAUAUUCUUUUUCAUAUUCAACUUAAUAAUGGUUGACAAUUAGAUGGCAGGUGCUGGUCCUACAACAAGAUGAAAGAGAUGCUCCUGACCCCCUCUGACCACUUUACCUCAUGACCUUGGUUCAUCCUGGUCUAGGGCUUGUCCUCAAAUUCAAACCUGCUGGCUCUUGUUCCCCUGCCUGAGUUUGUGCCUGCGUGCUUUCUUGAUUGAACUGAAUUGUUGUUUAAGUUCUCUAGACAACGUUAUCUUAGCAGGGCUUUUACGCAAAGUAGCAUUCAGACACACUCUCAGUUCACAGGAAUGUAACAGGCUAAAAUAGACUUUUGAUAAUUCCACUGUUUUUCUUGGAAAGCUGAAGUCCCCUCCUUGUUUAGCUCCAGUGCUGUAAAAUUGCUGAUUGACCAGUAUUUAGUCACCAACUCUCUAUAUGUCUCUGACCAUGAGGGUAUGUUUGGAGCACUUGCCUCUUGGAGGUUAAAACACAACUAAACAUAUUUGUUUCAAAACAGUGGUAAUCCAGCAAAUUCUAGAGAUUUUUUUGCUGUGGAUUGUUUGUCUUUGGUUCAGAUGUAAACAGACUUUGCUUUAAUUCAUUUGUAGUGAUUGGUAUUUGUAUGUUUUAGUGUUGAUGUUUUACUGAAGUCACAUAGAAUUUGUUGAAGAAGGUGUGUGUGUGGACAUAGGGCAGAUAGCGAGAUUUAGAGAUGCGUGUUAAUAGUGGUAUGUAGGAAUAAAAUACCCUGUGCCGUUUCCAAGAUGUGGGUUUUACAAAAGAUUUUUUGGAAAUGGAGGUGGCAGUGUUUUACUGAGGUGUACAUUAUGAAAGAUGAUUUGAAGGUUUGACAAAGUAGGUUAAGAUUUAGGAAGCAUGUGGAAUGUUUUAUGAUGUGAUGAAAGGAAAGAUUCUUGAGAAUGUGACCGUGUGCAUCGAGUUUGGUGGACUCUCCAUUUUGCUUAUCGCCCCCAGCAAAGCCAAAUCAUCAUCUAUGAUAUAGGUUACAAGAGGACAGCUACAAGAGAUUAAUGUCCACCGAAAUUGUAGUGAGUGCACAUGUUAAAUUAAUUUCCCAAACACCAAAACAAAAAACUGGCUGACAUCUGUGGGACAUAAGAAGGCAGUUUGUGCCACAGAGGUCCUGGGUACUAAGAUAAAAUGAGACACCCUUUGUGUAUCGUAAUGUAUUGCAUUUUUAUAUUGCAUCAUAUUGUCAACUGGAUUCACAGUGAAAAAAUUAUACUAUGUUAGUAUUUUGUUUUAAUACGCUUCAGUUUUUGAUUCUCCAAAAUAUUGAUUCUUUUUAUCAUUUUAUUUUUAAUUUUACGGCAGAAACGUGGAUGUGGUAAUCACUGAUCUGACUUGGACUAAACUGUUUGAGGCUUCUCAGAACACCAGUGCUGAUCUAAGACCAUCUCCUCAUUGUUCAUGUACAGUAAUUAAGUUUACUAUGACAGGAGAACAUUAGCCCUAGAUUAGGAUUCAUUAUCUGAUGGCCAGAUGCUCUGCUCCUACUGUUGUCUGAAGGGGAUAAGGUGUUCCCCUGAUAGUAGAGAGGUCUGGCAUUUAAUAGCCAGAUUGAGGUGCUCUGAGCUAACAAAAUUCUCACGUAGACAGCAGACCAGGUUCAACAGCUCUCACAAAGCACAGUAGUUGGGUUUCCACACCUGGUAUAGUCCAAAGAGCUUCAGAAAUAACUUAAAAUGGCCUCACCCCGCACUGAGAUUCAGCAGGGGUUUAUUGGUGUCUGCACUGCUGCAGAACUGCUGCAGAGCGGGACUCCAAAAGCUGAUCGCCAGGCUACAUGUUAACUGAAGAGCUGCAAACAUGCUUUCUGCCAAACUGGAAUUAACUGGUGCAUAUCUGUUAGUUAGCAGAAAGUCUACUUAUAGGAAAACUUGACUGGAUAUUGUUAUUGACAAUAAAAAAAGAUAGUAUUAUGUUAUUUAAGUAUUAUUUUUGUUACAAUCCAUUACUGUUGUUGGCUAAAGCCACAAUAAUCUUUUUUUUUUUUUUUUUUUUUUUUUUUUUACUAUUGAUUUGAAAACCUGGACUGCCAAGGUGGUUUGUUUCAGUGCCUUUGCUAUCUUUUAGAAUCAUGUUUAAUUUUUUUGAUAAUGAUUAUUAUAACAGUUGUUUUUAUACUCUAUUUAUUGGUAGUGAAGCCAUUUUGCUUGAUAUAAUGCCACUCCAUGCCUUGUCUAAGACUGCGUAAGAGCAUGUGUGUUUAGAUAUGAACAGAGUCAUGUUGACAUGGAAAGCCAGAGAGAGUGUGAGCGAGUGAGCACGGGCUGCAGUUGUGUUAUUGUGUUCUACAGGCUUUGGUUGAAAGUAAGAGGUGCUGCUGAUGCUUGUGUUUAGCUGGGAAGGCAGAAAGCCCAAAGUGGUCAGCAUCCCUUCAGGAUGGCAGAACCAAGCCACUGUAAAACCAGUUCAAUAAAUGGAUCAUUUCAAAGCA
Messenger RNA from Electrophorus electricus (electric eel), 6219 nucleotides. It is a transcript of the gene nuak1b, whose product is annotated as NUAK family, SNF1-like kinase, 1b. Gene Ontology annotation, cellular component: cytoplasm. Gene Ontology annotation, molecular function: ATP binding; tau-protein kinase activity. The record is from RefSeq and is a predicted model, not a curated record. Lineage: Eukaryota; Metazoa; Chordata; Actinopteri; Gymnotiformes; Gymnotidae. Gene Ontology annotation, biological process: protein phosphorylation; microtubule cytoskeleton organization; intracellular signal transduction.